Molecule: messenger RNA, 4599 nt
Organism: Phaethon lepturus (White-tailed tropicbird)
Lineage: Eukaryota; Metazoa; Chordata; Aves; Phaethontiformes; Phaethontidae
Gene: CFAP43
Product: cilia and flagella associated protein 43
Exons: 35
Biological process (GO): sperm axoneme assembly; cilium assembly
Cellular component (GO): axoneme
Molecular function (GO): protein binding
Source: RefSeq, a predicted model, not a curated record
GAGACUGCUGUAACUGCUGGUGGUGGUGCGGGGCGGAUGGAGGCGGCCGGUGGGGCCCGGGGCGCGGGCCCGGUACCGGCCAGUGAGGAGCUUCGCACUGAGGCCCUGGGGGGCUGCCGCUGCUCCUCUGCAGAGGAGGCCGCGCUGGAAGUGAGUUGGGUUCAGGGAUUCUCAAACAAGAACUUUGGCUUUAUCAACAAUCAAACUGUCUGCUACCCUUGUGGCAAUUACAUCCUUUUCCUGGACAUUGAAACAAAGACAACGACGGUGCUGCAGUGUCAGACUGGCCAGGUGGGAGCCUUUGCAGCGAAUGGGAACAGUCAAGUGCUGGCCUUUUCAGACCGGAAGCUGAAUCCCAUCAUACAGAUCUACACUUUUCCAGAACUGAGUAAACUGACAGAAUUAAAAGGUAAUGCUCAGCUGGACUACACCUUGCUUGCAUUUAGUUUCACAGGCCCAUAUCUAGCCAGUUACUCUUCAGUCCCAGAAUUUGUCCUUUCAGUAUGGAACUGGCAAGAAAAUAUCCUCCUGUGCAGUGAGUCUCAGCCAGGAGUAACACCGACCUCUUUAAGUUUUAACCCUAUGAAUUGGCAACAACUGUGUUUUGUUACUGAGAGCUCCAUUACUAUCUGGCAUAUCGAAAGGAAUAAUGAUGAGCAUCACCUUAAGCAAAACCCUGUGAAACUCCCUGAUGGACAAGGGUCUGUGAGUCCUCAUGAGGAUUUGUUUUUCCCAGUUUCUCGUAGUGAAGAUCCAUACCAUGGCCCUGAUUUGCCAGUUUCAGCUAUUGCUGGACUGGUAGGAGAUGAAGCAGAAACAUUCAUGCCUAGAAAUUGUAUGAAGCCUUCAGUGCAUCCUACUGCCCACUGCUGGACUGCAACCUCAGAAGUUUACAUGGGCUGUAAAGAAGGGUAUGUUUUGGCAAUUGAUGCUGGGACAUGCAAUGUUUCUGUUCUUCAACAAAAACCUUUACCUGAAUACAUGCGUAAAAUAUCGGACGUGGUGUCAUAUGUUCGUAGAGAAGUACAGAAAAAGAAAGGUGGCAAACCAAAGGAUCUGCAAAAAACAGGUUUAUUUUCCAUGGCAUUUUGUAAUGAAGGACUGUACGCUGCUGGAAGUGAGGGCAUUUUAUUCUUUUAUCACAUCAAAGGUCUGCAGUACGAGAUGAAAACCUGCGCUGAUAUCUUACAACCCAUAACCAGCCUCAUAUUCUCUCCUGAUUACACUGUACUUCUGCUUAUUACUGACCAGGGGACAGUCUAUACUUACAAACCUGCCCACAGUGGAGAAGCUGUCAAACUCUUGGACACUUGCAGCAGUUGUUUUCUGGCAGCUGAUUUUCUUACUCCAGGGAACAAGUACUGUGUGUCUGUAACAAUUUCAGGUGAAGUGCAAGUUUGGUUCCUGGAAGAUGGGACUUGCCUGAGCAAGCUAAACCUUGAUAUUGAGGCAACUGCUAUGGCUUGCUGUCCCUCCUCCAGCAGUGUUUCUGUAGGGACCAAAAGUGGUCAAAUCUAUUUCCUUGAUGUUACCAAAGCUGAAGCUCCCCGGGUUGUUCACAGAAUUUUUCUUUCCAAAUUUCCAGUGCUGUCUUUGCAUUAUGAUCAGAGUGGCCAGUUCCUCAUUGCUAGAGCUACAGAAGGACAUAUCUUUAUUCUAGAUGCCCGACCUUCAAAAUUAUUCCAAGUUCUUGGAUACGAAGUGUUGGCAGAUGAAAUGCUGGGUCUUUCUGUAAUUUCUGACUUCAAGGAUGACUUAGUUGAAGUGAUGGUGCUUCUUAAUGUAGCAGAGAUCCAGCGAGCAAGACUGGAAAUUUUUUGUCUAUCUUCUGCACUCACAACAGAUAAUGAUAAGUAUGUUAAUGAACAAGGAAUGCUUAAUGCUAGUGCCAUUAAAAAGAAGCAAUAUGAUCUGGAUUACCCUUUGAGCUCAGCAGUCAGAUUGAAGGAUAACAUUGUGUAUGGCUACUGUACCUGUGCACCUUUCAUCUGUAAAUACCAUCUCUCUGAAGAGAAUAUGUUGGAAGAUCCAUCAGUAUUUUUAUCAGAAAAGAGGACACCUAGCAAUCAGUUUGGAUCAGGGUACCUCUGUUUAUCACCCAACAGCCGGUGGCUGGCAUCAGCAGCAAAGGAUGGUGUUUUGUUCAUCUAUCAUACUUUUACUAUGGAUAUACUUGCCCAAAAGCAUUGUCACUCAUAUCAAGGUGGGGGAAUCAGAUCUGUGGUAUUUUCACUGGAUGGCAGAUUCAUCCUCAUUAAUGGCGAGAACGAUGGUGCCCUGGUGUGUCUGAAAUGGAAGUAUGAGGCACCACUUAAAUCUUCCAAUGUAGAGGUGACAGAAGAAGAUGGAAACGUCACCAGUUUGUAUUCAGACAGUACCAACGAAAUUACAUGGAUAGGUCAGAAAAUAAGGAAGGUCAUUAGAGAAGAGACUCAGAGGUUUGCUAACCAGAAGAAAGAGCUGCAAAUGGGAAUUAAAAAGCUGCGUAAAUCUAUUCAGAAAAUGAUGCAUGAAAAUGAUCAGGUACCAGAUAUUGAGAAACUGGAGCAGCAGGAGUUCAACCUGGAUAUAGAAGAACAGGAAAGAGCACAAGCAGAGGCUGAACAAGAAGUGGCCAGGGUGAGGAAGGAGAUUGAGAAGGAGAAUUUAGUCAACUGCUAUUUGCAGGAUGUCAUCAAACAUGAGUGCUGGGAUGCUAUGUGUGUAAAAGGACGUGCAGUUAAGUGCUUCCAUAUGGCUUGUGAAGUGAAGAAUUAUCCACUGAAGGAAUAUAGUGAAGAAGAGCUGGAAACUUUGGAGAAAGUUCUCCGGUUAAAGAAGAUUGAGACAGCUGAUCUUAAGGUUCAGAAGGAAAAUCUAGAGUCUGAGGUUAUAUUAUCUAAGGAAGGAGAGAAGGCAGAAGAAGUAAUGGCUGAUGAUAGUGCAUCUUACUGCCUGAUUGGAAGUCUGAGUUCUCAGUAUGGUGGAGACACAUCUAUUCUAUACCACCAAUGGGACUUGCACACCAGGGAGCAGAAAGUCAACCAGAUAGUGUUAUUGAAGGACAUAAUUUACAAAGUGAAAACUGCUUUUAAUAAGGAAUUUGACAUAGUUGCACGACAAAAGGAGCAGGAGAUAGCACGAGUGAAAGAACGAAACCUGAGGAUCCGAGAAAUCUUGGCACAACUUGACCUCCAAAUGGAAGUGUGGGAGCCAGCUCUUACAGAUGAUGAGAUACCAGAGCGAGCGCUCACUGUUCAGGAUUCAGAGAUUAAAGUUGAAAAAUACUUGACUCAACAAGAGAGAGAGAAGGCAGAAAUGCUGGCUAAGCUUGAAAUGGAAAGAUGCCUUGCUGCUAUGGUACUUAAAGACAAUGAAAGACUGCGUGCUCUUAAUGACAUGAUGGGUGGAGUGCUAGAAGUCAAAAAGGAAGACAUCUUGAAAAUGGACAUUCCUCCACCUCCUUUUGUAUCCAAGCCUGAGCAUGUUUGGAGUGAUGAAGAAAAGAAUAUAUUUAGAGAACAUGAGAAAAAAGUCAAGGAGCUGAAUGAAGAAAAAGAAAAGUAUAGAAGGGCACUGGAAAAUGAACUGAAGAAACUUGAAGCUUCCAUCCGGGAAACAACACAAAAUUUUGAUGAGACUGUGUGCAAACUCUCUGAAAGGAAAGUGAAGUUAGAGAUGGUCAUCUAUCAGGAAGAACUCAAAAUAGUAAAUCUUGUUUAUGCUUUACUGUUGGAUGAAGAGUUGAGCACUAGAGAAACUGGACUUCAUAAUUUCCUUAUGAAAAAGGAGAAAGAAAAAGUCAAGACUGCAAGAACAAUCCAAACUACAAAAAAUAAAAUUGAAGAUUACAUAGACACCUAUGAAAAUGCAAUAGCUGAAGAGAAGAAUCUGGAAUGUAGUUUUACAAAGGAGUUUGCUGAUGUACCUGCCAAUCUCCUUGAUGAACUUUUCCAACUUUACAAACAUCGACCAAAGACCCCAAUGACAGAAAAGUGCCUUGACACCGCCAACCCGUAUGGGGAGUGUUCAGGCUCAGCUGAGGGUUACAAAGAUGCACUUACCCUUUUAAUGAAAGCAAUGGAUGAACUGGAUAGUCCUGAGCACAUGCCUUAUGGCUUAGACCCAUCUAUGUGGGAACGUUUUUGCCUAUCUAGACGAAAUAAAAUGGAGAGUGAGGAGCUGGUGAAAUGGAAGGCCCUAACACUCGCAGAGAUGCAGGCCUUUCUCCAGAGAAGAAUGGAUGACAAUGAGGAGAUUGAGUCAGAAAUAGAAGACAUUUUCCAAGAACUCACUUGGCUGCAGGAAGAGAAAAUGAAACUUCAAUUGAAUUUGACUGUCCAGUUUUUGCUAAAACAAGGACAGGUGGAAUUGGAAAGUACUGAGAUCCCAGACUACACUGAUGCCAUUCUCAUUAAUAAGAGUGUUAUUGAAGAACUGAAUUGCUCUAUCAUGGCUCAAGGAAAAAAAAAAAUUGCUAGCAUGGUGGAAUGUAAAGACUUCUCUAAAGGGAUAUUUCAGCUGGAAUGGGAACACAAGAAAAUGCGAAUGCAGAUAGAAGAUCUGCAACAGAAGGCUCGGGAUAUUGUAACACUACCUAUUUCAAAAGAUCGCCAGCUA